ACGACGAGGUGGAUCCUCUCAGAGCUCUAUAAGUACGAGGGGAUCAGGAGCUUCCUGGCUCAGAAUAACGGAAGCAAAACUGCUCGUCGCAUCUUUCCACUUAACGACAAAGUUUUUCUCUUUUUUCUCGCAUUUCCAUCAUGUUCCGAUACAUUUUGGUAGCGGCCCUCGUGGCUACUGUCGCAGCUGCACCAGCGCCUGAGCCAAAGCCGGCACCGAAGCCGCUCUCUCUGAUAUCAACCCUAAAAACCCCGGCAUCCACCGCAAAGUUGACACCCAUCGCGGCUCCCAUCGCGAGUCCUCUGAUUGCACCAAUUUCUCACAUAACAUACUCAGCGCCGGCACUGCCUCACAUCGCACCGUACGCUUACACAUAUUCGGCGCCACUCCUCGCGGCGGCGCCCGCAAGUUACUCGAUCGAGCAGCACGGAUACAACAUCGUUUACUGAUCGAGCAGCGUUCGAAGAUCCAUCGCUAUUUUACCGGCUGAAGUCGAUUUAUCGGCCACCGUUCGAUAACGCAUUUCAUCUCGAAAUUAUCAUCCAAGGAUAAGGCAGCUUUAUCGACAGUGGUCGAAAAGGACUUUCGACACAACAACUGACGGUAUUCAUCAAACUUUCAAUUCCAUGUAUCGCCACAAAAUCGUAUCAUCCGCAUAAAAAAAAAGAAUAAAAUAAAAAAAAGGAAAAGCUGUCAA
This is a messenger RNA of Venturia canescens, 697 nucleotides long. Its product is annotated as cyclin-dependent kinase inhibitor 1C-like. The record is from RefSeq and is a predicted model, not a curated record. Bases 141 to 449 code for a protein of 102 amino acids. NCBI's taxonomy places the organism in Eukaryota, Metazoa, Arthropoda, Insecta, Hymenoptera, Ichneumonidae. The transcript is spliced from 3 exons.